UACCAGGUGUCAAAAUUCCCAUCACACAUGUCAGUCACUCUGCUGUGAAACUUGAAUUGAUGAGGUUUAAGAGUUGAAGAGGAGUGUGAUGGUUGUACAAAUUGGAUCAAUGGUCUCUGCUGAAUGGCUGCAGGCCGGAUAGAGGUGGAGAUCUGAUAUGAGAGCUCGGAUCAGUCUCAGGGGGUUCACACAGCUGGGCGUAUGGUAGUUUUAUCAGCAGCUGGCACGGGGAUACAUGGAGAAGAACCACAAGAAAAGUAUGAGGCAACGCUGUGCGCUCAAACAUGGAAUACUCAAGGAAUUCCUGGCUGAAUUCCUCGGGACGUUUGUGUUGGUUUUGUUCGGCUGUGGCUCAGUCGCUCAGACCGUCCUCAGUCGAAACACCCUGGGUGAACCUCUCACCAUCCACAUCGGCUUCUCUGUGGGACUCAUGAUGGCAGCGUACAUCGCUGGUGGCGUGUCAGGGGGCCACGUGAACCCUGCUGUGUCCCUGGCCAUGGUGAUUCUUGGAAAACUGAAGAUCUGGAAGUUCCCCAUCUACGUCAUCGCUCAGUUUCUUGGUGCUUUUGCUGGAGCUGCUGCAGUCUUUGGAUUAUAUUAUGAUGCUUUCAUGGACUUCACCAGUGGGAUUCUGUCCGUGACUGGAAUCAAUGCAACAGGUCACAUUUUUGCAUCUUAUCCAGCCAGACACCUGUCAAUCCUGGGUGGUUUUAUUGAUCAGGUGGUGGGGACGGGCAUGCUGGUCCUGUGUAUCCUGGCCAUCAUUGAUGGAGGAAACAUUGGAGCUCCUAAAGGCGUGGAGCCGCUGGCUAUAGGUCUGAUCAUCAUGGCCAUCGGUGUGUCCAUGGGACUGAACUGUGGAUAUCCUCUAAACCCUGCCAGAGACCUGGGACCCCGACUGUUUACUGCUGUGGCAGGAUGGGGGAUGGAGGUGUUCAGCACCGGAGAAAACUGGUGGUGGAUCCCCGUGGCGGGACCCAUGGUCGGGGGCGUGCUGGCGGCCGUCAUCUACUACCUACUCAUUGAGCUGCACCACCACCGACACCAACCCCAUGAUGAGCCCGAGAAGCCCCUUGUGGAGGAGGAGGAAGAAGAGGAGGAGGAAGAUGAUGAUGACAGCAGUCUGAAGGAUAAAUAUGAGAUGAUCACCAUGAGUUAAAAAGAAAAAAGACGUUUACCUCUAGGACAGUUUUAAAUGUUUUACAAUCAAGACACAUCCAUCUGUAAAGACAGGCUUCCUCUGCCUGCUCGCUCUCUUUAGCAAACCUCUUCAUGACAGGAUAAGCUGCAGCUCUCUCUGUCUGACCUUAAUCAAAUCAGGGACAAGAUUUACAGUCAACUUUAAACAGAUCACAAAAUGGGAUCAACUAAGAAAUAUUUUAGAUGGAGGUAACUGUCGCUAAGUUAGCUCUACAGAUAUUAUUGUACACAACAAGUUUCACUGUCUUUGGUUAGUAAUGGAUUCACCAUCUUCUUCAAACACAUGGAAAUCUCAGUCCUUUGUGCUUCAUGUUGUUCAGACUGUGCAUUAAUGGUGUAAAUACUGUACUAUAGAUAUAAGACCACCACUACCCUCUGUCUGACUGUGUCCUAAGCUAGUAGUUUUACAUGCACCUGUUAUCCCCUUUCUUUAAGUGAUAAUAUUAUGUGUAUAUUCAUUUUUCAUUUUAA
Messenger RNA from Notolabrus celidotus (New Zealand spotty), 1671 nucleotides. Its product is annotated as aquaporin-9-like. Gene Ontology annotation, cellular component: basolateral plasma membrane; plasma membrane. The transcript is spliced from 6 exons. NCBI's taxonomy places the organism in Eukaryota, Metazoa, Chordata, Actinopteri, Labriformes, Labridae. Bases 236 to 1159 code for a protein of 307 amino acids. The record is from RefSeq and is a predicted model, not a curated record. Gene Ontology annotation, biological process: water transport; glycerol transmembrane transport. Gene Ontology annotation, molecular function: water channel activity; urea transmembrane transporter activity; glycerol channel activity.